ACCGCAUAGUGCAGAUUGCGCGCCUACGCUAGCCGCUGCUCGACGCCACAGCGGGCGGUAGUACUAACUUGUCUCUCAUUGCUAGAUGUUCAGCUUAGUUAUUUGUGUGUUUUGCUUUAAAACUUAAAGUAACUCAUUAGUAGAAAAGUGAUAUUUAAAACUAAUCAAAUAUUUCACCUACAGUGAAGUUUCAGGGAUUCCAUUUAGGUGAAGGAUUUGUUUCUGAUUGUUGAAGUGACUGGCUUAGAUUCUCCCACGGCAGCGACGGUUAAUUUAUUGGAAUAUUGACAAAAAGACUCGAAGUCUAUCAUACAGCACUCUUGCGCAAUAGUAGUGCGCUUUAUUUACCUAUACCGAUGUCUAGGUAUUCAAAAUUAAUAUUCAAGGUUCUACGCUGUCAUUAGCAGGUAUAUUGGAUGUAUACAGGUGAUCGACGUGAAAAUGGGAAGAAGUUACCAAUGUGAAGUGUUAGCCGUAUUUGUAAUAGUAGCAGUUGUCGCGCAGCUCGUCGCUGCACAACCACCUCUAGCAGAUGAUUCUAUAGGUAGAGACAAGGCUGUAAGGCAAUCUUUAUUAAGGGCAGGAAAAAAUGUAGCAACAAAACCUAAAUGGGGCUUUUUUGGCACAAUAUUCAAUCUUAUUCUUGAGCAAAUCAACGACACAAAAAGUGCCUAUAAUCAAGUAUCGGAUUUAGUAAAUAAUCAAUUUGUUGAUGACAAUGCUGUCUCCUCAAUGCCAGAUUCACCAACGAAUGGAACAACGGAAACACCUAAAAUUACAAGAUCAGAAUUCCUUAGAAUUCUAGAUCGUAAUCUAAAGGGAUUGGCUCGACUUCGUAAUCUAGAAUGGCGUGAAGCUAGAAAGGAUUCUUGGGCGAAUGCGCAAGGGUACUGGAAUGAAAUUUUUGCGGGGAAGAAAUCACGAAGGAGAAGAUAAAAACAUGACUGAUCGUUAAGAUAACCUAAUUAUUUAAAUGUACAUAAUAUGUGCCACAGAAAAAGAUGAAUAUAUUUUCCCUACUAAUUGUU
This is a messenger RNA of Bicyclus anynana (squinting bush brown), 1028 nucleotides long. RefSeq lists its product as uncharacterized. The transcript is spliced from 7 exons. NCBI's taxonomy places the organism in Eukaryota, Metazoa, Arthropoda, Insecta, Lepidoptera, Nymphalidae. The record is from RefSeq and is a predicted model, not a curated record. The coding region runs from base 442 to 936 and encodes 164 amino acids.